Blepharisma stoltei is the source of this 2334-nucleotide messenger RNA. The record is from the annotation of a GenBank genome assembly. NCBI's taxonomy places the organism in Eukaryota, Ciliophora, Heterotrichea, Heterotrichida, Blepharismidae.
AUGUCUUUUUCUACUCAAAACCCUGACAUGUACGUAAUUGAGCAAAUUCUAGCUGACAAAGAUUCUUGACACAACAUCCAGCCAAUUAUUAUCAGCGAAUUCAAAGCUAUAGCAGAUUUUCUUAACCUACAAUCCAAAGCUAUCCAUGACCUAGAGCUUCAGUUAUCAAACAGAGUGACCAGGCAUGAGCUUUCAGCUGAGUUAGCUGAAAAAGCAAGCAUUUCAGAGCUAUCAUCUAAAUUUUCCCACGUCCAAAGCAUUUUUGAAGGAAGAAUCACAUUAAUUGACGAAAAAGUUAGCCUAAGUGAAGUACAAAAACUGCUAAUGAAUAAAGCAAGUUAUGAAGACGUCAAGUCAAUGAUUGAAGGAAAAGCUAAUAGCAGAGAAUUAAAGACAGAAAUUGAUAGAGUUUAUGAACAAGUGAACUUAGUUUAUAAAGAAAUCCAAACUGCGUUAUUGGAAGUACCACAAAUGCAAGAUUUUCAGAAUUUAUCUGAUGAAGUCAAAGCAAAACUAGAAAAAAAUGAGGUAGAAAAAAUUGUGACGGAGGAGAUUCAGACAAUUUUUAAUGAAGUAGUCCAUAUGCAAGAUUUCCAAAAAUUAGCUGGAGAUAUUAAAGAAGAAAUUAAACAAGUUGAGGAUAUAAUAAAUGAUGAAACCAAAAGAAUUGAAGAAACCAUUAGUAAAAACACUGAAGAAAUCCUAAAUAAAGCACUCAAGAAAAAAGCUGAAAAAUCAGAUUUACAAAAAAAAGCUGACUCAGCCGAUAUAAAAACAUUAUUAACAGCAAUAGAAAGUAAAGCAGACUCCACAUGAUUUGAACAACUUAGCGAAAAAAUAUCAAAAAUCGAAAAAAAUGAGCUAACCUUCAAAAAGCGUAUUGAAAACCAAUGCAAAGACAUGCUGGCAGAAUUCACCAAAGCAUCCACAUCAAGCUUAGAUCUCCAAUUUUCUAAACAUAUAGAAAACGUAGACAGAUACAUUGCAGAACUAACCACAGAAAUCCAAAAAGUCAGAAUAAGCACCCUCCCAAAUGCUCCAUCUUUGGAGCUAGUUAAAUCAGAGCUCAGCACAAAAGCUGACUCCAAAAAAGUAGAAUUAACAUUGCAAGACUUAAGAAACGAAACAAUAGAGAUGAUAAAUUCAUUUCGAAGCGAAAACAACCUAGAUCGGGCACAUAUAAAAGAUUUUAUAAUGCAAAAAACACAAGAAGAUGAUAAAAAUGAAAAAAUAUUUCAAGAAGAGCUAGAAUUUUUAAGAGGGGAAAUACAAAAUAUGAAAAAAUUCCACGAAAAAAAUUGGGAAUCCUUUAGGAACUGGGAAAGAAAUAAAAAUGAUAUAAAUGCUGAUAUAAGAGACACAGUCGAAAAAUUAAUGAAAUUCAGGGAUAUUCUAGAAAUGAAAAUAGACCGAAAAGAAUUUGAUGAAUUUAGUCAAAAUAUUAUAAAAUAUCUAGACCACAAAGCUGACAUAAACGAAGUUGAAGGAAUUCUGCAAGGAAAAAAUAAACAAUUAAUAGGGAUUAUACAAGAUCUGAAAGAGGACAUAAAAAUUAAAUAUGGCUCUUUGCAAAAUGAAACCCUUGAAAAGGCUAGAAAUUUAAUUAGAAGAAGUUAUGAAGAAAAAGAUUUUGAACAAAUGCUGAGCGAAAGGGUAAGGUAUAAAGACUUUGAUGUGCUAGCUAAACAAAUUGAUGAAUUAAGACAAGAAAUUAAGAAUAUUAAUGAUAGUACUCUUUUUGACGAAUUAAAAGACCAAAUUAAGCUAUUAAAUGAUCAAAUUUCACAAAAAGCUCCUAUAGAGAUAUGCAAACUUAUUGACUCUAAGCCAAGUAUCGAUAAUAUCAAUGAAACUUUAUUGUCAAUUCAUAAUGAAAUUGAUACAAAAUUGCCUUCUGAAGAUUUUUCGAACUUUAUAGAAGACCAAAAUAUCAUUAUAAAUACCCUUUGCUCAGAAAUUUGUCUUGGCAGGUGGCUGUGAAAGUCUGGGAAACUCAAAAAAACUCAUUUUAUCCCUUGGGAGGUACAAAGCAUAAAUACGAAUCCUCAGCUAUUUUUGUGGGAGGAAGAAAGGAUUUAUAUUGGAGUUGAGGAUUCUGGGGUUUAUGAGUUCACAGUAGGUGUAUAUUCAGAAGAGCAAGCAAAUAUUCAGCUAAUAUUGAAUGGAGAGCCAAUUAUUACUUCUACGAAUGGAAAAGGAGUUGUUAAGGAGUAUAAUAAAUGUGUAGGAUUCUCUUUUGUUGAAUUUUUAUCAUUACCUAGAAAAAGCAGGCUAAGUUUGUCUUAUUCUGGAGAUUCUAAAGGAGAGGGAUUUAUAGGAUUAAGGAAGCUAUAA